Anoplophora glabripennis (Asian longhorned beetle) is the source of this 591-nucleotide messenger RNA. RefSeq lists its product as uncharacterized. The record is from RefSeq and is a predicted model, not a curated record. NCBI's taxonomy places the organism in Eukaryota, Metazoa, Arthropoda, Insecta, Coleoptera, Cerambycidae. The transcript is spliced from 4 exons. Bases 1 to 591 code for a protein of 196 amino acids.
AUGCGCAUCUUAUUGUUGUUGUUGACGUACAAUGCUCACGUGCUCGGGUUUUUCGGAUUUUCGAAACCAUCGCCUGGCUACCAUUGGAAAGGAAAACACCGUUCGGGCGAUGAGCUCACUGGAUAUAGAAAGGGUGUUAGUGUUACAGGAAGGGUAUUUGUGACGAUGUUCGGAUACCCUUCGAAAUGUGAAAGGAAGGGCGUAUCUCACUCUUGUACAUUGUCUUUUGCCUGUUGGUUGGUCGGCGGAUCCAGUCAGUCAGGAUGUGGUGCUAGUCCUUGGAUAGUAGCCUGCUGUGUUACUUCCAAAAAAUCCCAGAGUUCUUUAGAUGAUUUAGAAUAUAGUGACGACAGUUUCGACUCGAAUUUAAAAGCCAGGGAAGAGUCAUUUCCGGUGUUACAGAAAAGAAUCGAUGAUUUCGAAGAGGAAGAUAUAUGUGGGUUAUCUUCUGAAAGAAUGUUUUCGAAAAGGAUAAUAGGUGGUCGGGAAGCUGCAUUUGGACAGUAUCCCUGGCAGGCUUACAUUAAAAUAGCAACAUAUCAGUGUGGAGGAGUGCUAGGUACUAUGAUAGCACAAGCUAUCUCCAACUAG